CAACACUUGGUUUUCACAAAACAGUUUAAUACAAGAAUCAAGAUGGACUCCCAAAACAUGAGCAACAAUGCUGGACAAGCAAAGGGCCAAGCUCAGGAAAAGGCUAACACAGUGAUGGACAAGGCUAGCAAUGCUGCUCAAUCUGCUCAAGAGUCCUUGCAAGAGGUUGGACAACAAAUGCAGGCUAAAGCACAAGGAGCUGCUGAUGCUGUGAAGAAUGCAACAGGAAUGAACAAAUGAAGCUAAAUGGAUAGUUAUGCUGGACUUGGUUUCCAUUGAAAUAAAUCCUGUUGUGCUGAUAUAUUGAUGUAUUUUGCAGAAACAUUAUUCCAUUUUUAUUUUUCAAAUUAAUGUAAUCAUUUUCUAA
Molecule: messenger RNA, 367 nt
Organism: Glycine soja
Lineage: Eukaryota; Viridiplantae; Streptophyta; Magnoliopsida; Fabales; Fabaceae
Product: stress-induced protein KIN2-like
Exons: 3
Coding region: 43-240 (65 amino acids)
Source: RefSeq, a predicted model, not a curated record